Messenger RNA from Colletotrichum graminicola M1.001, 1089 nucleotides. RefSeq lists its product as uncharacterized. Bases 1 to 1089 code for a protein of 362 amino acids. The transcript is spliced from 5 exons. Lineage: Eukaryota; Fungi; Ascomycota; Sordariomycetes; Glomerellales; Glomerellaceae. The record is from RefSeq and is a predicted model, not a curated record.
AUGCAGCAAACAACGACGUGGGCUGACCAGACUUCCGCUUUCGUCUGGGAUCGUCCAACGGCGCCGGAGAACUGGGAGAACACGUCAUUCAUUGAUGGAGAGACUAAGGGCAACACCACUGGUCAAAGGCUUCUUGAGGCUUUCUUGGACAUCCCCGAACACUCCUCAAGGUCUAACUACGAGCUUUCCGUCUUCAAUCAGAUAUUCGACUCGGACCGACUUGAAAAGAUCAGCGACGGAGAUUAUGAAGACACAAAAGGGUUGACAGUUUGGAUUCAUGACAGAAACAUUAUAACGGGCGAGACUCGCCCGUAUAAUGGUCCAAUUGUAACACAGAAGUUUGACGAGGUGCUGAAGCGAGAGCGUUUGUCGGACCCGAAACUGACCGAUGUUCAUAUAAGACGCAUGUAUUUGCCCAACCCAUAUCCAUCGACACUAGGAGUAUUGGCUUUGAGCUCCUCACAGCAACACCGUGUUAUGAUCAGAGAGAUGAUCUACAAACAUCUCAAAGGGGAUACUUCCCUAUCUGUCGAGUUUGGUCUUGCCGGAAGGAGUUUCACUUUCGAGUCCCACAUCCCAUUCUUUGUGCUCAAGACAAGUACAGCCGACAAAAAGGAUAAUCGAAUGACUUCUAAAAGCAAGCAAAUCCGAAAAACUCAUGACCUCUCUUUCCUCUCAAGGUCCCGUAAUGGGCUCGAUACCGAUACAGCAGCAGCUGCUCUACAUGAGUGCCACACCUCAAUGGUCAUAACUGGAUGGAACCUGAACUUCUGGACAGCAUGGUGCUUGAAUGAUACAUACUACUACGACGAUGAUGAAAAUGAUUGCUGCAAUGAGGACAUGCUACUGUACUACGUCAAGCCGGACCAAAACGACGAUGACGACGACGACGACUCUGGCCACGACUUGGAUCCGUUGAGCAUUGGAAAUCUAUCCGCAAAUGGCACAUCUCCAGAAGAUCCACGAGAAUACUUCUUGCUUAUUCUGAAGUUUAGGAUGCAAAAGUACAAAGAAGAGUGGGCCAACAUCCUUCACUAUGUGAAUGACAGUGUCUCUAAUGUAGACGCCAAACAUGCAUUCAAAGGGUAG